Aaosphaeria arxii CBS 175.79 is the source of this 2961-nucleotide messenger RNA. RefSeq lists its product as uncharacterized. The record is from RefSeq and is a predicted model, not a curated record. The transcript has 2 exons. The coding region runs from base 1 to 2961 and encodes 986 amino acids. NCBI's taxonomy places the organism in Eukaryota, Fungi, Ascomycota, Dothideomycetes, Pleosporales.
AUGGAAACAGAUGAGAAGCGUCCAACUGAACUGGACAAUGCCUCUGCCACCAACCAGUCACGGGCAGAAACAAAUGAGCGAUCAACUGGCGAUCCGAUAUGGCGUAGCACAGUGCCGAUGGAUGAGCUCUGCAUUCAAGACUGCACAUUAGACAGUGGUGGGGAAGACGCGGGCUGGGAGAAUGCCCAUGAAGACAGUUCAGCUUCUUGUAACGACGAUUCCAAUGCCAAUGAGUCUCUUGACAGCAAUCAAGAGGUUCUUGAUGCGCUUGAUGAGCACAAUUCCCGCGCGAGGAUUCGGCACAACAAUCUCGGGUCGAGCGAGCCUAAGCGUCAAAGGCGAGACGAUUGGACCCGAAAUCUAUUUGAUAGUCCCGAGGACGAGGCAAGACGGGAUGUAAGCCGACGUGAUCGGCAACAACGCGAGGAGCAAGCGAUUGAGGAUCCUUUGACUGCUCAGAGUGCAGAAAGACUGCACAAGAUCCUUCGUGAGCUCUGGAAUGGCUGUGGUCAUCAUAACGGCCAAGAUGACAUAAUGGAACAUGACCUGGCACAUGGCACCAAUUGUCAUCGCCUUCAGGCAACGUAUCCAAACCUGACACAUGACGGCGAACAAGAGCAACUACUCUCUCUCGGCUCUUCGGGGCCUAGGAGGCUGCUAACCAACGUUGGCCUUUCGAUAGACGGUUUUCCUAGAGAGGCAGGAGUACCACGGGCGUCUUUCGCCAGUAGUGACAAAUUGCAGUUGCUCUAUGAAGGCACAAGUGGUAGUCAAGAGAAAAGACCACGGAUUUGCCUGCAACUGGAGCAAACAGAAACACCCGAGUCAAUAGGAGAAGAGCACUUUGACACGGAUAGCCUCAUCAUUGUUGCAAAAGGUACCGGUCUUUUUCGGAAACCUAUCCGACUUUGUCCUAUUCACGACGUCCAACGCAACCUUGCAUCUAGCCUCCACCUCCCUAUUCCAAUUCGCACGAUUGAUACAACCGGUACAGUGCAGCAACGGAAUUUCACUAUUAAUGAGAUCCCUCACACUUAUAUUGGAACGGCAGAUGGAUGGGUUGGCAACAUCUACUUGUGCUUUCCCCACAUGAUUCACAACACGGACGAAAAGAAGAAGACAACGUAUCUUGAGAAGGAUCAGCUUGCUCAAUUCUACGACGAAGUGCUCUAUCCAGCAUUACAUAAUGUUCUUCCUGGAACUGCCUUUGCAAACCUCCCUCUAUCUCACCAUCUUGCGGAGAUGGGUGCAUGCGCAAAGUCAAAGGAAAAUCAGACAAGAGGAAUAGGAUAUAAGCAGAAGGCUCAUUACUCGGUUCCUCCAGAGCAAAACGCUCAACUCUGGACAGAAAUCGAGAGGACAAUCAAUGAUCCAGAGAAAUCCUUAGGACAUUUCCGCGAUGCCUUUAUAUCUUUUGAUGUCAAAAACAUCAAGACAGAGGCACAAGCGCAUGACCUCUACGAGGCUAUGGAAAAGUUUGACGAGAAGCUUUCAGAGUACUUCGACGAAGAAUAUGUUUCUCAAAUGGCAUUAGACCUUGGGCUCUUCAUAGGGUCACGCUGUCCAUCGCCAUCAGUCAGUAAUAGCGGAUACCCUGCUGUUACUUAUCUGUGGAAGAAAUGUUGCGUGGAGGAUUUGCACGCAAAGCUUAUCAAGGAGGGGUUUAACAACAGUAAGGGCAAUUAUAGUGUCUAUAAUGUUGGGAACCUUGGUGACACUGUUUGUCUUACAGUAGAGCCACCAAAGAAAUCAACAGAUGCUAAGGGUGGGCUUUGUUACAUUCAGGCGUACAGCCAGGCAAAGAUACUUACUGAAGCACAAGGAAUUUAUCCUUUGCAAGACGAGAGUUUGAAGGAACUGGCAGUAGGAUCAGCUGCAUACUCUUACGCUGCUUCUGCUGCUAGAUCUACACAUGCAAGGAAGUGGGACAACGUUACCACAAAGUACGCUUCUGGCAAGCAGAGGCUACGAGAUUCGUUAAAGAGUCCGCACGCCAAUUCCUACAGCGUGCGAUUCGAAAUGCGGAUUUUACGCAAGCUUUGGUCUGCAAUAAAACGAAGGGCAAAAGCUGCACGGGACAACCUCCUAGUCCCAAAACAUCAAGGCGUUCCUCCCUCAGUAUGGUCAGUUGGUACAACAGAAUUCAUCAACUACCUCUACGGUAACUAUGAUAAAUAUCUAUCACUCCUGGAGAUGUGUGCAAUUACGACGCAGGCUACUGGGCGGUCAGUACAGCAGAUGCAGUUUAUGCGGGUCCUUAUUGAGCUUAUACAAUCCUUCCAGAACGCAGAAUUGCAACGCAACUAUGCACUUUGGAUAGAUAAAAGAGAUAUCAAAGGGGAAACACGUUAUGGGCUUGGUUUUCAACAUACCCUUACCCAGUAUGGAUAUGCUUGGUUUGCCUGUAAUAGAGUUGAUUGGGAUAGAUUACAAUUCCUGGACUCUAUUUCACAAAAGCUGGCUGGAAUUUCGAAAGCGUAUCUCCUCUCGUGGUUCCCAGACAGUGAUGGGGUUCUCUUCGACUCUCCUAUAACCCUGGGCGACUUCAAGAACCUUCUUAUCAGUGCACCCCUGGGUAGUGUAGCAGAAAAGGAGAUUCUUAUUCUGCUUGCACUUACCAUCUGCAAGGUAUAUCGGGCUGAUGUACUCAAGGCCCUAGAGAAGGAGAUCCGAGCAGAGGCUUCUCACCUUAUUCGGCCAGAUGAAAUUGAGUUCUCGAGGAGUGGUUUCCAGUCAGCACUCUCUACUGACCUAGUGUUUGUCGCCCAGAAUCUUACGUGUGCUAAAACACCUAGGGAAAUGUUUAAGUGGAUUUGGGGCAACGAUAGUCCCUACAACCGAGUUCACAUAGUAACAAGGCCGUAUCGACAACAGUUGCAUACUAUUUCGAAUCUCUUUGCUACCGAGUUAGAUUACCUACAGGCCCAAUGGGAAGAGACCCUGUACUCCAAAAAAGGGUGA